AGACUGUGCUCUUUGUUGUUGCUGAUGCAUUAGACAUGAGACGUUGGCAAUAGCUCUGCAAAGCAACUUCAUUUUCAAGUACCGCCUGUCUUCUCUUUUGUGUUCUUUGCAGUUGUACGUAUAUAAAUAGAUUUAACUGUGUUGUGUUCCACCACUGAGUACGCUGCGUCGUCCACUUCCUAAGACCUUUAUCUUGCAACGAAACCCCUGAUGCAAGCGUGCGUGAUUCUUGUAGAAGAACACGUGCAACGCUUGACAGUGCAACAACAAUAACAACCAAAAACAAAAAACCAAAGGUCUCCUCUAAAAGCAGCGGAUGAGCUUCCCUUUUUAACUAAUAAGUUUCUGCUAUUCUUUAAACUACUCUACAUUACUUCGGAGACCUUCAAAAUGGACGCGGUGUACUUGGUGUUCAAGUACGCCCUCACCUCCGCCAUCAUCGUGGGCGUGUCGGAGGCUGCGAAGCGCAGCGAUCGCUUGGGUGGGUUGCUGGCCGCUUUACCCAUCGUCACCGUCCUCACCCUCAUUUGGUUACAGGUGGAGGGACAGUCCAGGACGCUGAUUUCGAAUCACGCGUGGUACACGCUUUGGUACGUCAUCCCUACCCUCCCCAUGUUUCUCACGUUUCCGUGCUGUUUCGAUCGCUUUGGCUUCUGGGGCGCCAUGGGUGUCUCUUGUCUUGCAACGGUGGUUGUAUUUGUUUUGUUUGGGUUCCUGCUGUCUUUUUUCGGCAUUUAUUUGAUAUGGCGCGAUCUAUAG
Leptomonas pyrrhocoris is the source of this 759-nucleotide messenger RNA. RefSeq lists its product as hypothetical. Lineage: Eukaryota; Euglenozoa; Kinetoplastea; Trypanosomatida; Trypanosomatidae. The transcript has a single exon. Bases 391 to 759 code for a protein of 122 amino acids. The record is from RefSeq and is a predicted model, not a curated record.